CCAAUCAACCGCAGAGGAACCAUCUCGCACCUUUCUCGGACUUCCCGAGCAUUUCACGAGCGACAAGGUGACACAUCAACAGCGGUUCAACGAUCACCACGUCCGUGCACGAACAUGCUCACUCGAUCCGACGCAGCGAACGCCAAGCCGCCGAAGUGCGCAAACUCCAACACUCCGGACGACGAGAGCCGGAGAACGCGUCGAAAACGCCUCAAGCACGAGCACAAGAGCGUCGAACAGAGUCUGGCGUCGUUCGCACACAGUUUCGAGACUCAGCAAUGCGUGGAUUUGCAUACAAAACCGAAACGCAGUCCGGCGGACAACCGAGCGAAAAGACGGAAGAAGCACGGAGGUAUGAGGCAUGGCGCGACGAAGCUGGAGCCGAUAGGAAACCGAGGAGGAUACAUUGUCGCGAACGAGAGCAUGCACGAGCAUGUGCAGUGGAUGAGUGGCGAGGAGGCGGUCGCCCAAACAGAGGACGAAUUCUUGAAGCUUCCGGAUAUCGGAGGAAGGCAGCAUGGCGGGUUGAGAGGCAAUAGGCGAGGAACGCAGACCGAGAAAGGACACGCGAAGGAAAAGCAAAAACAGAGUCUCUGGGAGAAUCUACCGUCCAUAUAGCAGCCAUAUCGAAUAUUGAAUAACAUAUACCUUCUUAUAGCACAGAAAUCUAUUAGUUGAGCUUAUUGAUGCAGACAGUGUUGACUCAUUGGACUAAUAUUGCUGGUAGCUACCAGGUGAUUGCAGACUAUGAUAUUGAUUUUCUCUGUGAACCUUAUCUAGUAGCUUACCUGAUGUCGACUUCGCCGUCUUGAUGCAUCGUGAAUGAGCCAUCAGGCAUAUGUCGACUCUUGAGGAAUAGCUGUAGAGCAGACCUAUAUAGAGUGUAUACAGUAGAUUAGAAAUGAGAAUAAAGAGUAACAAAUUGGUGUA
Molecule: messenger RNA, 930 nt
Organism: Corticium candelabrum
Lineage: Eukaryota; Metazoa; Porifera; Homoscleromorpha; Homosclerophorida; Plakinidae
Exons: 2
Coding region: 115-618 (167 amino acids)
Source: RefSeq, a predicted model, not a curated record